UGCUCUGUAGAAUGCGAUGGAAGCGGGGCAUAUUUCAGGCAGCCAUCCUUUGAUACCUUACAACAUUUGGAGGACUGCGAAGAAAGCUAUACAAUUAUGCUAAUAUGUGACUGUAGAUAAGAGACAGACAAUCAUUUCCAUGCUCUUUCAACUAAUACAAAGUCGAUAUAUUCCGUCAAAACUCACCAAGAAAGAUCAUUAUGAAAACCAGACCACAAUUGCGUGUCAUUUUCUUCGACGUCUUUGGAACGUGUGUGGCCCAGAGGACUCCAGUAGCGGACGAGCUAUGGAAAGCGGCUAAAGAGGCGCUGGAGUCGGAUUUGUCGUCGGUUAGUAGUGAAGUCCGGACCAAGGCGAUGAAUAUGUCAUACGAGCAGUGGUUUGAGUUCGGAGGGGAAUGGAACAAAGACGUGGACAUAUUCGUUAGCGAUAGUAAAGCAAAAUACAACAGCGUGGAUUGGAGAGCAGUCGACAAGUAUCGUUUUGAAGCACUCCACAAACUCCUCGCACAGCUCGGCUUAAUCAUUCCUCGCGAAGACGACGCUAGCACCUCAGAGCUCCGCGUCAAAGAGGGUUCGCUCUGGGAUGAGUCGCAACUCAGACAACUCGGCCUUGUCUGGCACCGUCUACCCCCUUGGCCCGACACCUGCCAUGGCCUAGAAUUGCUUAAUAGGCAAUUCUCUACCGUGACCCUUAGUAACACUUAUGACGACUUAAUGAAAUACCUGGUAGCGCAUAGCAGCAUACCCUUUAAGCAUGUUUACACUUCCGACAUGUUCCAAUCGUUCAAGCCGAACCCCAAGGUAUAUCUCGGUGCGGCAGAGAAGAUGGGCGUAAAGCCCGAGGAGUGUGCGCUCGUGGCCGCGCAUCUAAGUGAUUUGAAAGGUGCAAAAGCAUGCGGAUUCUAUGCAAUAUAUGUUGAGAGACCGUUGGAGGAGAAAAACCCAGAGUUGCGAGAGGAAAAUAUUCCGGAUAUGCAGAUUAAAGAGGAUGAGGAUGGGUUUGUUGCUCUUGCUGAGCGUUUGGGAAUACAAGUUGAUUAAAUAGCCGUCAAAAUCGACAAGAAAUAACAUAAUUCCGAAAAAAGCUG
Molecule: messenger RNA, 1090 nt
Organism: Talaromyces proteolyticus
Lineage: Eukaryota; Fungi; Ascomycota; Eurotiomycetes; Eurotiales; Trichocomaceae
Product: haloacid dehalogenase, type II
Exons: 3
Coding region: 201-1043 (280 amino acids)
Source: RefSeq, a predicted model, not a curated record